AGUCCAGGUCUGAUCUUGUGAAGUCAAACCGUGCGGAGGGUGGAGAUCAAUGACGUCACUGCAAAUAUCCCACUACAUGAAACCCUCCUGCCCCCUCACAGCAGCUUUAUAAAGUAUGAAGUAACAUCAAAUUGUUCACAUUUCUGAGGCAGACAACGAGCAGAGCUGCUUGCAGUCUUCUAUAGGAGAACACAAGGCUACAGGCUGCAGAAGAAGAAAUCUCCAACCAUGCAGAAGAUUGAAAGCCGUCUUCUUGGCCACCGAGCAAUGGCAAUCUUAUUAAUCUUCCUCCUUGGUGAGGUUGUAUCAUCUACUAAAGAGAUCCUUCAUCAUCGAGAGAAGAGAGGAACAAGGACAUAUAAAUCUUUGUGUAUGGAAAGACCCUCAGGAAAAAUCUACACAGGUGGAGACACCUGGCUGCGGUCUGCUGGACGGCGGGUGGAGUUCUGUCGCUGUGAGGAGGGGCGGAGAAGGUGUCACAGUGUGCCAUUCAUGGAAUGUUCGGAGACCAAGUGUUACAAUGGAGGACGCUGUCUACAGGCUCUUUACUCCCCGAAUUACCUGUGUAAUUGUCUCAGUGGAUUUACUGGAGAGCACUGUGAAAUAGAUACUUUGGCCUCCUGUUACGAGGGCUCAGGACAGUUCUUCCGAGGAAACUACAGUCGGACUAACAGCGGACUGGUCUGUUUGAACUGGAAGUCUGAGGCACUUAGUCAGAAGCCGUACAAUGCUCAGCACAAGGACGCACAAGAACUCGGGCUGGGAAACCACAACUAUUGCAGGAAUCCGGAUGGCGAUAAAAUUCCCUGGUGUUAUAUAUUUAAGAAUGGGAAGUACAACUGGGAUUACUGUAGUGUGCCAGCCUGCCGAGCAAACACGACAGACUGCUACUCCGAGCGAGGGACCACAUACCAAGGAUCACGGAUUACCACCCUAUCUGGUGCCAGCUGCUUGCGUUGGGACUCCCCCUUGCUGAAAAGAAAGCAGUUUAGUUCCUGGCAAGGCAGCGCCCGCCGAUUAGGACUGGGGAGCCACAAUUACUGCAGGAAUCCGGACAAUGACGUCCGUCCUUGGUGUCAUGUGAUGAACGGCACUGAAGUAUCAUGGCAGUUCUGCGACGUCCCCCGAUGCUCUACAUGUGGAAUCCGACGACCUCAGCUAAAGCCUCGCUUCCGAAUCGCUGGGGGUAAAUCUGCACAUAUAACCUCUCACCCGUGGACGGCGGCCAUCUUUCGCGUGUCCAGGGGCACAGAGUAUUUUCGUUGUGGAGGGACACUCAUAAGCCCCUGCUGGGUGGUGACGGCCGCCCAUUGCUUCCAUGAAGAGUCCUCUCCGAAUCUAUUACGAGUAAAACUGGGGCGGACAAUGCAGAUUGUACCCGGGCAGGAGGAACAAAGCUUCAGAGUGGAAAGCUUACACAUACACCCUCAGUUCGAUGAUUUCACCUUUGACAAUGACAUUGCUCUUCUAAAGCUCAAGUCUUCCUCUGGGUCGUGUGCUAUGGAGACGGACAGCGCUCGGCCGGCAUGUAUGCCUGUCAGGGAGCAGACUCUGCCAGACUGGACAGAAUGCGAAAUCUCAGGAUUCGGGAAGCAUGCACAUGACUCUCCAUUCCUGUCCAAGCAGCUGAAAGAAGGUCAUGUCAGGCUGUAUCCUGACAACCUGUGCUCCCCUGAACGACUAUCUGACCGCACGGUCACUGACAACAUGUUGUGCGCCGGCGACCCAGUUAACCAGGAUGAUGCUUGCCAGGGCGAUUCUGGGGGGCCACUCGUGUGUGCUGUUGAUGGUCGCAUGCACCUUUUUGGUGUCAUCAGCUGGGGAGAUAAGUGCGGGGUAAAGGACAGGCCUGGAGUUUAUACCCGAGUGACCCGUUAUAUAGACUGGAUACGGCAAAAGACAGGCAUUCAGUUGAACUGAGACCUGAUGGACACUACCACCCAAACCACUAAAGACAAUGCUGGACAUGUCAGAGACCAAAGACCAGCCAUGGCUAACAGGGGCCACACGUGAGCUGCGUGAUGGGUGUAAUGGAUAUUUAUGAUAUUUUAUAUUUAAUCAUACAAAGACCAAGCACAAGUUUCAGAGCAGGUCUGGAGACUUGGAUGAGAAGUAUUCCGAAGGUCCGUCCCUGUCCGAGGGUUCAUUCCGCUGGAAUUUCCAAGGUGACACUACGUCUGGUAAGAUCCGAAUGGAUCUACAGAUACUUCUGAAUGUGUUACGAUGACCCAAUCGUAGUUUAUUUUCCAUGCUGACGGACAAAAUUCAGCCAACAUAUUCAUAAAGCAAGCGGUGGAAGGAUGUUACCUGGACGUGAGCUCCAUACUUGGUGCAAGACAAUAGAAGCCUGAAGAAUACUCAGAGGAAGCAAUGACAGUUCUCUGAUUUCCACUCUUCUGUAUGGGAAAGAUUUUGGGGGGGGGGAUUUAUCAAAACUGGUGUAAAGGAACUGUAAUUGGCUUAGUUACCCAUGUUUGUUGUUUUUUUUUUUGGUCGCUCAUGCACAUCCUUCAUUCAAUGCCUAGGGGACUGAUGGAGAUGGCUGAGUCAGUCCCAUAGACUCGAAUGGAGUAGUAGUGCACAUGCGUGACCACCUCUCCGUUCAAGAGUACACGAGACCCUCAGUCUCGGGAUCCCGUGGAUAGGUGCUAAAUCUUUUUCGUGGGCAAGCUCCUUUAGUA
Molecule: messenger RNA, 2681 nt
Organism: Bufo bufo (common toad)
Lineage: Eukaryota; Metazoa; Chordata; Amphibia; Anura; Bufonidae
Gene: PLAT
Product: plasminogen activator, tissue type
Exons: 16
Coding region: 229-1920 (563 amino acids)
Biological process (GO): plasminogen activation; smooth muscle cell migration
Cellular component (GO): extracellular region
Molecular function (GO): serine-type endopeptidase activity
Source: RefSeq, a predicted model, not a curated record